CAAGUAAUGGAUGAUCCGUGGACUGGAUACACCACAAGAGAAAUAAAUUUAUCAGGUAAGCAUAAAUUAUGUUUUUUCCUUAAAAUGUCCUAAGUAUUCAAACCCCAUUGCAAAGGACAUUAAGCAGCAAAUCCAGUAUGCCUGUCCCGGGACAGCCAAGGGAGUGAGCCUCGUGCACACAUGUUAUUUCCCGAUUCAGUUUAAGGAAGUUUACUAUGAAAUCUCAUGAGUUAAAUCAAAUCUCAUGAGAUCACAGUAAAAGAGUUCAUGACCUCAGCACUGUUGAUGCUGAUUGGCUGCUGUUCAUUUCUUCAUUUUUUUUUUUUUUUUUAUAUAUUUUUUUUUUUUUACCUGCAGCUGGACAGUAACUUAAAGAAGUUUUUACACAGGACUUACUCUGCUGAGCUGAGGAAAUUGUGAGGUCAAAUAUCUUCCUUUUUUACAUAGAGGUGUUCAGGUGAUAUUUUCCUGUCAGCUUUUUACAGUUAUACUGCAUCAGUUUCAAGUGAUUUAGCAUAUGAGUAUUAUGUCCCUUUAAGUCGGUGUACUCCAAUACUAACUAUUAAAGAGACCUGGGUAGACAGUGUAGGUUGCCAUUCCACUAAAUGGAUGUCUCUUCUUCAGAUGGAAUUUGACUUGUUACAUGUUGUAUGCCGCUGCUUUCUGAAUGGCACUAAAAUGACAAUUUCUGUUGCACUGUAGUUUAUUUCUCUUAGCAUGCUUUCAUAGCUUUCUGUUUUUUAUUUGUUUUGUUUUUUUGUUCUUUUCUCCAAAGGUAAAAUGUCACAAACCGUUUUAGAAAGGUGAUUAGAUGAUAUUAUUCUCAUCAUGGUCCAAAGAUCUGAGGAGCAUCUGAAUUCUGUGCAUCUGUGGGGGCGAUUGUUUGCAAAACCAAAGAAGACCUCCGAUAAAAAGGAGGCCGGAAAAGUAACAAGGGAUAACCCAAGAGAGUCAUUUGUAAUUAAAGCACAAAAGUAGCCGCGGAACUUCUGUCUAUCAGUAAACACCAGAAACGUGAAGAUAAACUCAUGAGUGUCAGCCACUGCAACCCCACACAACGAAGCAGUGAACGUGAUGUCUAUCCCAGUGAGGAUGUCCCUGAAGUGGAGUUGGUCAACAUGCUAGAGGAUCAGCUGCCCCAGUACAAAUUACGUGUGGAUUCCCUGUACCUUUAUGACCACCAAGACUGGAUCCAUUCCCCAACACACCAAAGCAAUGGCCUCAGCAGCCUGUCUCCAGUCCUUGCAGAGGAGACCUUCCGUUACAUGAUUCUCGGCUCAGAGAAAGUAGAACAGUUGAACAGAAGUUACAAUGAUAGCGACAUGGUCAAACAUCUUCUGGCUGAGAGGGACCGGGACCUGGAGCUGGCUGCUCGUAUUGGACAGGCCCUGCUGAAAAGGAACCACAUAUUGACUGAGCAGAAUGAAUCUCUGGAGGAUCAGCUGGCACAAGCGCUUGACCACAUCAACCAACUCCAGCAUGAGUUGUCCAAAAAGGAUGACCUUCUCCGAGUGGUGUCCAUAGCAUCAGAGGAGAGUGAGACUGACUCCAGUUGUUCCACCCCGUUGCACACUGACUCAUUCAUAUUGUCACAUGGGCUGCUGCAGCUGGAUAAUCUCCAUGGGAAACUUAAGGAGUUGGAGGAGGAAAACCUUGCACUACGCUCAAAGGCUAGCCAUAUAAAAACGGAAACCAUUACUUAUGAAGAGAAGGAGCAGCAGCUGGUCAUUGACUGUGUGAAGGAAAUCCGAGAGUCCAGUGUCCAGAUUGGCAGACUGACUGAGGAGCUGUCCAGCAAGGGUGAUGAGAUUGUACGAUACCAGGAGGAGAUCUCCACCGUGCUUAGUCAGAUUGUGGACCUUCAACACAAGUUGAGAGAGAGUGCAAUUGAGAAGGAGGAGCUCAGACUUCACCUGCAGGCAUCCAAGGAGGCUCAGAGACAGCUCACUGCUGAGCUCCAUGAAUUACAGGACCGCAAUGCAGAAUGCCAGGGAAUGCUCCAAGAAUCUCAGGAUGAGGUAAAGAUGCUGCGGAGUAAAUCCAGCCCUUCAGCUCAUCUUAGGCGCCCGCAAUCCUGUGCCCUUUUUCCAGUGGAUUCCUUGGCAGCAGAGAUCGAGGGUACCAUGAGAAGGGAGCUCAGUUUUAAUGAAGAUUCAUUCUUUGGAAAUCGAAAGAGCCAGCCAAAACGAGUCUUUGAUACUGUCAAGGUAGCAAAUGAAGCUCGUUGUCGUUCCUCUUCAUUUCCACCUCCUCUGCCAAUACCAGGAUCAAAUCGCUCUAGUGUGGUGAUGACAGCUAUUCCUUUUGAAUCUGGUGUGAAAGUGGAGCAGAAGAAUCCCAGUACAUCUUUAUGUGAGGAUGUGCAAAUGAAAGAUGUUAAACAAAUUCAGCAAGAAAUUCUUGGAGAUGCUUUAGAAUCAGCCCUUCACAGGCUUCACCUUCGGAGGCAGAACUAUCUAAGUGAGAAACAGUUCUUUAAGGAUGAUUGGGAGAGGAAACUCAAGCUUCUGGAGUCUGAGAGGGAGGCUAGUGGCUGCAGCUCACCCACUGGAAGCAUCAUCUCCUGUGGAACACAUCAUUCAGAGUUUACAGAUUUCUCUGGCACCUCUAGCACUGUUCGUAGCCUCUUGCCAGAGAAGCUGCAGAUUGUCAAACCCCUAGAAGGUUCUCAGACUCUUCAUCACUGGCAGCAGCUGGCUCAACCUAAUCUAGGAACUAUUCUGGAUCCACGUCCUGGAGUGCUGACCAAAGACUUCAAGCCGCUUCCUGAAGAUGCUGUCUAUCAGCUUUGUGACUUGGAGGAGGAUGAGAAAGAAGAGGAGGAAGAUGAUGGAGGCAUAACCUUUCAGGUGAAAGAGAGGGAGGAAGCAGUGUCAAUCCCCACAAUGAAGAUAUUCCUCCCUCCUAUCACUUCCUCAUCCAACCCCACAAUGAAGAUAUUCCUCCCAUCUAUCCCUUCCUCAUCCAACCAGACUUCUGCCAUAAACCCAGGCAAGUGCCUGUGCUGCACAAAUUCUACUUUCACCUUUACUACCUGCCGGAUUCUGCAUCCUUCUGACAUCACUCAGGUUACUCCUAGUUCCAUGUACAAUCCAUCAUCUAUUAUAAGCAGUGGCACUAGUACAGCCAGCACGGCAGUGAGCUCACCCUGUCGUCUGAGCACAGGAGAAGCCCUCAUUGAGAGAAAAGAUUCCACAACUUUGUUCAGCACAACAAGUAGCUUGGCUAAAUUACUGCAAGAACAAGGAAUUUCUGCCAAGAUCACAGAGCAGCCUUCACGUCCAAGUGUGUUGCCUCUCCCCUCCACCCCACCAAAUUCUCCUUCACUUUCACCAAGUCCAUCUCCUGCGACAUUAGAACCACAGACAAACUCAACAGAAAACUUUCUUGCGGUUUCCAAGCCUGCUGAGAGCUUUCUUCAGGAAAUGUAUGGCCUUAAGCCAUCAAGGAAUCAACCCGACCUAGGGCAGUUGAAAAUUAAUCUUGUGGAGCGGCUCAAGCGGUUGGGCAUUGCAAGAGUAGUAAAUCAGUCUACCACAGGAAUACAUGAAAGGAGUCCAGAACAGAACAAUGGGCUGAAACGGCAAGAGUCAGCUGUCUUUGUUGGUGCAAGUAGUAGUUUGUUGAGUGGUCUAAGGAGAAACCAGAGUCUUCCGGCUUUCAUUGGUGGACUUGUAGCUCCAACUUGCUCCUCCUCUCCUAAAAUGGGUAGCUUAAAAGAAGACUGAAUAGAAAAAAAAAAAUGUUGGCUCAGAAGGAACUUUAAAACUUGCUAUCCUUAAAAAUAGAAAGAUAGUCAUUGAAGGUAUGAGUAUGUUGAUUAGAGGGUUGCUGGUAGGUGGUAGAAUGGAAUGUCUUGUAAAGAUGAAAAAUGGAAAAGUAUAAAGAACCAGGACGUUUUACAGAAAAGACCAGGAAAAGUUAUCUAGAAAGUAUUGAUGGUAGUGACAAUUGAGGGGUUUCAGGAGCUUAUGUUUUGUGAGCCACUGAACAAUCUGUUCAGAAACAAAUCUGUUUUGCAGUUAUGCCUGACCAUAUUUAGUGCAUCACUGCGCAUAGUAUUGAGAAACUGUUCAACUAUGGACUUUCUAAAACCAGAAGCACCGUGGAUGGCUGUUCAGAGCCUAGAAACAGAGCACAAGAGAAAGUUGUUUAGAACACAAAUUUUAUGGAAAAAUAUUUGCAGGAAGGAUUUAACAGUUAUGGAUCAGAAAGACUGGACGUGAAUAGAAAAUAUUUAUAGGUGAUAAAUGGGUGAUAGUCUUCAGGGCAUUUAAAAAAAAAAAAUAACCUUUUUUAUUUCAAAAGUUUUAAACCUCACCUAUGGACAGCUGUUGGUCAGUCUUCUUUAAAUGCAUCUCUUGCUACAGCCGACAUGGUGUUCUGCAGUUCAUGCAGUAUUGUUUUAGGCUCCAGACAUUGAUCCAAACUUAAAAAUGUAUUUUAUAUUAAACAUAGCAAAAGGCGUUUUAAGUAGAAUAUGCCAACAGAAGGGAUGCGUUUUAAACUAUUGUUAUAAGUCUAGACAAUAAAAUGUAACUGGGACAGUAACAUGGAUUCUAUCACUUGUAUGAGAUGCUAGAUAUAGAUUCAUGGUGCCUACCUGGUUACAGAACACAAUGACAUUUGCACCAAAAGAGUUAAAGGAACUUAAAUAAAGGCUGCUUAAUGCAAGCUCUUUUUGGGAGCAACUUUUAAGGUUUAAGAAUCUUCUAGAGCAUAAAGCCCUGCAUAAAUAAGAACGUCUUAAGAUCCAAUCCUUCUCUUUUCUUUUUUUUUUUCUUUUUUUUUUGAUGGUAAAGAGGUUCCUACUUAUAGUGAACAAAAUGAAGUAUAAAAGCCCUUUAAAGUGACAGUAAAGUCAAAAUUAAACUUUUAUGAUUUGGGAAUAGCAUGCAAUUUUAAACAACUUUCCAAUUUACUUCUGUUAUCAAAUUUGCUUUGUUCUUUU
Bombina bombina (fire-bellied toad) is the source of this 4951-nucleotide messenger RNA. It is a transcript of the gene TRAK2, whose product is annotated as trafficking kinesin protein 2. The coding region runs from base 1029 to 3728 and encodes 899 amino acids. Gene Ontology annotation, cellular component: dendrite. The transcript has 15 exons. Lineage: Eukaryota; Metazoa; Chordata; Amphibia; Anura; Bombinatoridae. Gene Ontology annotation, molecular function: GABA receptor binding. Gene Ontology annotation, biological process: neurogenesis; anterograde axonal transport of mitochondrion. The record is from RefSeq and is a predicted model, not a curated record.